AUGUGGUCAGACUUCCGACUGGCCCUGGGGGAGUUCAACGGAAAGCUUCUGGAGACAGUGGAUACAGCCGAGGGAACUCCAAGCGGAGCGCUAGCGAGAACCUCCCGCGAGGACACCAUCAAGGCCAUCACCCAACUGAAGGUCAAAGUUUCAUCGUCGCAGUUCGCGACCCCUGCAGACUGGGCAGCAUCUCUCCCUGGAACAUUGGGGUCGGAAGUCCUCAAGACGUUGGAGGCCAACGUCGACUUUGCCGGCGCUGGGGAGAAGUCGGUACUGUCACUCAAGCAGCCCACCAGGAGGCUUGCCGCACGAGUCUUUUGCAACGGAUGGAACGCGUGGGUUCACCACGAUUGCGCCCAGUUCGUCCAAGGUCUCCGGACGACCUCCAUGGGAGACACCUACAAGAGCUUCGACAAGCAAGAUGAGGACAAUUCAUGGUUGUCUAGGGCCCGUCUCCCACGAACGAGCGCCGACACUUUCGUCGACAAACAACUUCGGGCUUCCUUGAUCGGACAAGGGGCGACCACCGAUGUCGCCCACCCUGUUCACGUACGGAAAUCGACGUCAGGAUGUCUGCAAAGCGUGAGUCGAGUUGACGUCAGCAACCGGAGACGAGCUGCUAGGCUCGCCCUCGAGGAUGAACGCGCUGCUAGAACGACAACCGACGGUGAACACCAUUAUCACCGGCUCCCAGUCCUCAUCGUGAGGAAGCGAAAGCCGGCAGAAGCCUUGGAGGAGGCGCACUCAUUUAUUCUGCGAGUUCUUGCUCGUCGUGUCGACCAAGUCGACGGCAUGCCGGCGAGUUCCUUCUUUCUGGAGUUGGCCACCAUCACCGACAGCUGGGAACGCAUGCCGUGGGCGCAGAACGUUGUACCCAAAAUUCGCAAGAAGGCGACCGUCGUCAAGGACAAAAUGGCAGCGGCACAGGGUGAUAUUCUGAGCGAGUCACUGGGUGGGUUGUGA
Molecule: messenger RNA, 963 nt
Organism: Ectocarpus siliculosus
Lineage: Eukaryota; Phaeophyceae; Ectocarpales; Ectocarpaceae
Source: the annotation of a GenBank genome assembly